Molecule: messenger RNA, 1381 nt
Organism: Cinclus cinclus
Lineage: Eukaryota; Metazoa; Chordata; Aves; Passeriformes; Cinclidae
Gene: SIX6
Product: SIX homeobox 6
Exons: 2
Coding region: 124-1296 (390 amino acids)
Biological process (GO): eye development; regulation of transcription by RNA polymerase II
Cellular component (GO): nucleus; transcription regulator complex
Molecular function (GO): DNA-binding transcription factor activity, RNA polymerase II-specific; RNA polymerase II cis-regulatory region sequence-specific DNA binding
Source: RefSeq, a predicted model, not a curated record
UCGCGGUCCCCGGGGAGCGGCCGGGGCGCCGAGGGGGAGCGGAGCGGAGCGGGGCGGGGAGCGGGGCGGUGCGCGGCCUUCCGCCGUGAUUGGCAGCGGCUGACAGUGAGUGGCAGCCCCGCCAUGGAAACCCGGGAGCCAAUCUGCCGAGCCCGCAGCAAAUCAGCCGCUCCCGCAGCAGCGCGGCGGCGGCGGGGAGCUGCGCUUGUGCUUUUUCUGGUUUCCUUUUUUCCUUCUUCUUUUUUUUUUUCUCCUCUUUUUUUUUUUUUUUUUCCUUCCCUCCCUCCCCCCCCGCCCGCCCUCCCUCCCCGCUCCAUCCUCCUCCGCCUCGCCCCUGCCCACCGCCCCCAGUCGCCGGAGCUGCCGAGCGGUCCCCAUCGCCUCUCCGCCCUCCGCCGUCCCUCCCGCCGCAGCUCUGACGGCGCCGGCGGAGGCAGCAGCGGAGCGAGGGGCGGCCCGGGGCCGCUGCCCCUUCCCCGCCGCGGGGCUGUGUGCGGUGGCGGCGAGCAUCGCCGGGGGUGCGCGGAGCGCGGAGCGGAGCCCGGCGCCGCCUCCAUGUUCCAGCUGCCCAUCCUCAAUUUCAGCCCGCAGCAGGUGGCCGGGGUAUGCGAGACCCUGGAGGAGAGCGGGGACAUCGAGCGCCUGGGGCGCUUCCUUUGGUCCCUGCCCGUGGCCCCCGCGGCCUGCGAGGCGCUCAACAAGAACGAGUCGGUGCUGAGAGCCCGGGCCAUCGUGGCCUUCCACACGGGGAACUACCGGGAGCUCUACCACAUCCUGGAGAACCACAAGUUCACCAAGGAGUCCCACGCCAAACUGCAAGCCCUCUGGCUGGAAGCGCACUACCAGGAGGCGGAGAAGCUGCGGGGCCGACCCCUGGGGCCGGUGGACAAGUACCGGGUGAGGAAGAAGUUCCCGCUGCCCCGCACCAUCUGGGACGGCGAGCAGAAGACACAUUGCUUCAAGGAGCGGACGAGGCAUUUGCUGCGGGAGUGGUACCUGCAGGACCCUUACCCCAACCCCAGCAAAAAGCGGGAACUGGCUCAGGCCACGGGACUUACCCCCACGCAAGUGGGCAACUGGUUCAAAAACCGCAGGCAAAGGGACAGGGCAGCAGCCGCUAAGAACAGGCUACAGCAGCAGGUCCUAACGCAGGGCUCGGUGCGCUCGCUGCAAGCGGAGGAGGAGAGCGGCGGGGAGGCGGUGGGGGCCGCCUCCAGCCCCGCAGCCAGCCUCUCCAGCAAAGCGGCCACCUCCGCCAUCUCCAUCACAUCCAGCGACAGUGAAUGUGACAUCUGACACCACCGCCGUGGCAAACCGCGGGGAGAGGGAGGCCCGGCUCGCCGGUGCCUGCAGACACGGCCGGAGCAGCGGGGCUGGCAGU